AUGGAUGCGCCGGUGCAAUCGUAUCAGUUAAUAAUUAACAAUUUUUCUUCUUCUUGUUCUUCCAGAUCGGAUAUAGAAUACACGACAAAUUCGUCGAAGACAUUCUUGAAAAUCCCGGACGUGAAACUGGAGGACGAAGGUCUUUACAAGUGCGAGGCUACAUACUUGGCUGUGACUCGAAAGUGCAAUAACGUUCAGCAUAUCAUACUUAACGUCACCGUGCAACCUGCAUUCGUACGUGUCAUCGACGAGAACACGAAGAACACGUUAAGCACCGGUGCCACUUUAGGACCUAUAAACGAAGGUUCGCCGAUUUCCUUGUACUGCGAGAGCGGCGAAGGGAAACCAGUGCCUACGGUCGAGUGGUUUAAAAACGACCAGCCGCUGGAAGCGAUCAGUUCGACGACGGUGGCCGAGAACGGGAUCGGGAACGCGAGCAGCCAGCUGCAGAUGCAAAUCACACGCGACGAGCUGAACUCAACUUUCACGUGUAAAGUAAACAGUACGGCACUGGUCGAGCCACUGACCGUCGAUAUCAAGCUGGAUGUCCAUGUUCGACCGCUGAAGAUGGAUUUGAACGGUGUGGUGGGCCACGUGGUACAAGGGACGAAGGUUUUGCUCGAGUGUACCGUGCGAGCAGCCAGGCCCGCGGCGAACAUCACCUGGCAAAACGGUACCGAGGUCCUGAACGAAAGUAACGACAGACUCCAAAUGCACGAGACGAAGGUCGAGGAGAACAAGGAUGGCACGUUGCAAACCACGAGCUCUCUGGCUUUCACGGCGUCCGUGUACGACAACGGAAGAACGUUCAAAUGUUACGCUGAGAACUCGGUCACGCGUUCCGAGAACAUGAAACCGAUGAUAGAGUCGAUGACCAUCGAAGUUCUGUAUCCGCCUAUAGUAACGAUGAAGCCGGAGAACAUCACUGUAAACGAAACCGAGGAUUUUAUAGUGUUCUGCGACUACGAAGCGAACCCGGCCAGUCUGACAAAGGUAGCGUGGUAUCGAGACGACAAGGAAUUAAUUCUAACCGACGACCACUAUGAAGGUGGUAUCACGGAACAAACGGCUCUUACCGUGAAAAAUUCGACCCCCAGCGACAUGGGCUCUUACAAGUGUGUAUUAGACAAUAACGUUGGUUCAUCAAAUUCGGACGACAUCGUUCAGGUCUCCGUGCUGUACAAGCCGGUGGUCAAGGUGAUAAUGGAGCCGGAAACGCCGGUGAACGAGGCGGACCGGCAAAACGUCUCGCUGACCUGCGAGGUUGUUACUGGAAAUCCGGCAAGCCUGACCGCCGUCCGAUGGUACUUGGACGGGGACCUGCUGAAAGAACUUCCGGAUUGCACGAGAAACAGCAGCGCGACCACCACGACCACCGAGGAAUCUUUAAUUUUCUGCGAUAUCGAUCCGAGCAAGCUGCUGCUGGAAGCGGUGGGUCGUUCCUUUCACGGCAACUACUCUUGCGAGGGUAGAAACGACGCUGGCUGGGGACCACUUUCACCGAGUGCACCUGUCAUGGUCCAUUACAAACCUGGCCCAGCAUCGAUCUCGUACGAACCGAAGCAGGUAAUAAAGAAACGCCCGUUAACGAUCACGUGCUUCGUACUGGAUCCAGGACGUCCGAAAGUAGUUGGCUUCAAAUGGUUGCGAGGCCUCCACAGACUCCCGGAUGAAAACAACGCGACCCUAACCAUCGAGUCGGUUAAUUUGGAAACCGAGGCGAACUUCACUUGUCUGGCUUACAACGAAGCCGGCGACGGCGACCCGGCUACCACGUUUAUCGACGUGUCUGCGGCGCCAGCGUUUAUCAAGAAGCUUCUCCCUUACAACGGCUUCGUGUACAACGCGCCGAACGUUAGCCUGAUGUGCUGGGUGGAGUGCGCCCCGAUGUGCAAUAUCUCGUGGCUGAAGGACGGCGUGCCGAUGAACUUCGCGAAAACGAACCGAUACUACCUGUCGAACGUUUAUCAUCCGCCUGAUCCGCGAACGAACGACUUCGAGAGCAUCCAGUCGACCCUGGUGUGGAACCUAACCGCCUGGCCGAGCGGCCAGCUGAAUCGCGUCGAGGACAACGUCAGAUUCACCUGCGAGAGCAGCAGCAACAGCAUCGGCCCCGGGGUGAAGAGCAGCACUCAGUUCAACGUGGAAUUCCCGCCGGAGAACAUGACGAUAUCAAAGAAAAUGAUAAACGUGACGGUGGACACGAUACCGGAAACGGUGACCUGCAACGCGAGAGCGCAGCCGGAGCCAACCUAUCGUUGGUUUCGGGAAGGUUCCUGGUCGGACACCAUCAUCUACGGCCGUGUUCUCGACCUGAAGAUAGCGGUGCCACGGCGCAGCAACGGGACAUACUACUGCGAGGCGUCGAAUCGCCACGGCAGCCGUAACAUCUCCAUGAUCAUGAAUGUUCAAUUUAAGCCAGAAUGUCACGUGGAAAGGGAACGAAUAGACGGAGAGGAUUACGUGGUGUGCUCGGCGACGGCCAAUCCGAAGGAGACCGAUUUCGUUUGGUCGUUGAAGAGUGACAAUGACACGCUGGAGCAGAUCGCCGAGACGCGCAAUGGGAAGAGCUACAUCCGCCUCGAUACGUCGGUAACCAAUUUCCGGACGUACGUUUGCGUUGCUAACAAUUCGAUCGGCCACUCGAAUCCCUGCGAUCGCGACGUACCAGCUCACCACGGACAUCGAAGUCACAUACCAUGGUGGCAUCCUUUGGAAGGAAAUCUUCUUCUGAUCGUCAUCGUUGUCGCGGUUGUCCUUAUACUUGUGAUGAUCAUAUUGUGCGUGGUGAUCUUCAUCGUCUGUCGGCGCAAACGGAAUCAAAUGAAAUACAGUAAUCGGGUGGUCGAGCUGGAGGAACGCGAACAUCCAGACGGUGGGCCACCGAGUCCGACGGUGUCCUCUCAUUCGACCCAAACGCCGGUACACCCGACGGCUGCGCCAAGAUGGCCACUGAAACCGGGCGUGUUGGUGCACAUCAAUCGGAGCCACAGCCUGAGGUCAGGGCUGAGCGUUCGCGCGAACGAGUCGCUGCGAAACGAGCUGAUGAACAGGCGUAACGACGACGAGCCGACCAUCGCCGAUCGUUUCAUCGUGGAGACAACGAUCGCGAAGGUCGCCAACGGUGGCAAAGUGUUUCGAAGACGGAAGGAGAACGGGCAGAGAAGCGUGGCCGUGUCCGGUCUGCAUGACGAGGGUAUGCUCGCCAGGGCUAAUAAAAUUAAGGCGAUGUUUGGAGUGCAGCUUAAAGAGCAGGCCACUCUGCCGGGCAUUUCCAGAGAGAAGACAGCUGUGACUUACAAAAGAAUAGCGCCGCGACAGCGGAUACUGCAUGCAGAGCCAUCGUGCCAGCCGAAUCGAGGCAACGUCUCCCGUAAGCGAAAGAAACCAGGCGCAGAUCCCAAUCAAGCUGCGAAUAACAAUCACGUGAACAGCGUGUCGGAGGGACUUCCGGAGUCCGGGGCGAAGACGUUUUACGAGAAUCUACCCUUCCACGGGAUCCAAGCGCCGCCUAACAAGUUGGUUUCCCCUAUGUUUGCUCGAGUUUCGGCUUUGCAUGGCACGUUGCAUCACCACCAUCGUCAUCAUCACCGUUCGUUAUCGAGCUCGCCGUGUCCCUCGCGGCCACCUAGCAGAACGGUGUCGCUGUGCGACGCCAGUUCCGGUUACGAGUCGACCAGGAGCCACCUAGGGCCCCACUAUAGCGACUACAACAUGCCCAGGAACAAUUCGCCCGUGCUGAGGUACAACAGCCUGAAGCCACGCCGUAGGAAGCACAAACGUUCGCAGUUCUACUCGCUGAGGUUGUGCCGCAAGCACGAGAGCGACGUGCACAGGAAGUAUCAGCUCUACGCGAUACCGAUAUACAAGUGCCCGCAUAAAAACGGUAGCACCAGCACGAUCACGACGAUCGUCAGGUCCGGCACGCCGUCGUUGUCGAAUCAGUCAGCCAAUCAGCCGGAUCAGAAUGAAAAUCCCAACGAGAAUGAAAAUUCCAACGAUAGUCGAUGUUCGAGCAAGGAGCAAUCCGGUGAGAAUCGGUCGCAGUGUUCGACAGCGGCGCCAACGCCGCCGAUCCCAGCGCCGAGAAAGUUAAGGAAGACAGAUCCCUCGAAGCACACCUAUCAAAACGUCCCCCCUCCUGUUUUUCCACCGGGAAACGCCUCGUUGCCCAGGACCAAGACCGACAGCCUAUACAACUACAAAGAACACUACCAGCAGCAACACCGGCAGGAGAUGCAGCAGUACAGCUACCCGUUACCGAGCAACAGUUCCAGCCAACUAACACUGCCACUAACGCGCAGCCUCUACCAUUCCUCGAUAGUUAGCCCUUUGCAGACCUCGUACGUGCAUGCGAACAGCCGGCCACCGGCCAUCACGCAGCAGCAGCAGCAGCAGCAGCAGCAGCAACAACAACACGAGAACCAUCAUCCGUCGAUGGUGGCGCAUCCGGACGAGGAGCAACAGAAUUACGCGAACCACGACUCAGCCACGAGGCAACCGCCACGUCGCCACUCGGGCAACCGAUCGAGCGACCGAAGUCAAAAGUACAGAAAGCACAAGCGUAGCGAGCAGCGGAAGCAGAAGCAAAGGCGGCCGGAAGCGUCGAGGAGGGCGGACGCGUACGCGGGCAGCAAUACGCCCUCCUGCGAGACGAGCUUCCACCAGGUGCAAGAGCUCGGUAUACCCGAGACGUACAAAAUCGCCUAUCCGCACUACUACGAGGACGACAUCGCGGAGUGUCCGCCCGCCGACUAUCACAGAUCGAACCCGGGCUCCCGCCAGCAGAUCUGGGAACGACAGUCGAAUCGUUGCCCGCCGGAGAGCACGCACUACGCGGACACCGGCGACACGAAGAACCGGAACAAGUCGAAGAGGAUGUCGUCGAAUCUCGGCGACGGACGAUCGCCGUCCGCGCCCACGAUAAUGCAGUACGCCGAGCUACACUUCCGGGACGUCGGUCAGGAGAUCGACGUCUAAAAGGAGGGUCAGCGGACAAAGAGCGAUACGUACAUUUACUAGGACAUUUUGGCGUCCGACAUGCCUUCCCUUCAAGCCGGAAUUUUCGGAUCUCGACUACGCGGACGUGGACUACCGCUCCUACGGGCCG
Frieseomelitta varia is the source of this 5110-nucleotide messenger RNA. RefSeq lists its product as uncharacterized. The record is from RefSeq and is a predicted model, not a curated record. Lineage: Eukaryota; Metazoa; Arthropoda; Insecta; Hymenoptera; Apidae. The transcript has 23 exons. Bases 1 to 4980 code for a protein of 1659 amino acids.